Molecule: messenger RNA, 495 nt
Organism: Prorocentrum cordatum
Lineage: Eukaryota; Dinophyceae; Prorocentrales; Prorocentraceae
Source: the annotation of a GenBank genome assembly
GAUGUCGCGUUUCAAUUCUGACAAGGGCACAGCGCCCUCGCGGCAGCCUCUGGGGCGCCUCGAAUCGCGCCGCGAGGAGGCCCGGCGGGCUCGCCCGCGCCAGGGCGCUUGCCGCGCGCAGGUGGUUUCGGUGAGCCCGGCCGCGCUCCAGGGCUUCGAGGCCUUCACCCUCCUCGGCUGCGCCGGCGGCGCCGCCGCCUUCGUGGCGCCCGGAUCCCCUCAGUCCGCGCCAGCGCUCCGCGCCACGGCGGCGCAGGCCGCCGCGCAGCCGGCGCCCGCGGCGUCGACGCCCUGGACGGCGGCCACCCUCGUGGGCGCAGGCGCCGGGCUGACGGCGGCGGCGGCGGGCAGGCGCGGAGUCGCCCGCAAGGCCAAGGGCGGCGCCUUCGACCCCUCCGUGCAGGUCGGCGCCACUGCGCCCCUCGGGUUCUGGGACCCUGCGGGCUUCUGCAGCGACGGCAAGGAGGAGACGUUUGACGACCUGCGCGGCAAGGA